Molecule: messenger RNA, 2527 nt
Organism: Acanthochromis polyacanthus (spiny chromis)
Lineage: Eukaryota; Metazoa; Chordata; Actinopteri; Pomacentridae
Gene: rab28
Product: RAB28, member RAS oncogene family
Exons: 7
Coding region: 369-1034 (221 amino acids)
Cellular component (GO): Golgi apparatus; endosome
Molecular function (GO): GTPase activity; GTP binding
Source: RefSeq, a predicted model, not a curated record
CACACACGCCGGUGGUCCAGUUUCUAUUUCUGCUCUUUUUUUUGCCAAGACAGCGAGUUUCUUUGCGACGCUUGAAAUAUUAACUGUCUGAAAUGCCAAACCGUGGCCUCCGGCUUAUCUUUCAGUCGCCGUUAUCCUCGCUGUAACCGAAAAAAGACCCCGGUGUUCGUGGAGGCGGCAGUGUGUGAGUGGAUCCUGCCGAGCAAAGCAGCAGCUAGCGGUAGUGGAGUCAAAAUGGCGUCUGUGUGCCCACUCAACGCUCGUCUAAUCCAUCUGUGAUUAGCCUCGUAGCUACACUCAGCGACCUGUGGCUGCUUUCUAGUGCUUCGGUUUCACACACUGGUACGGUUUGGGUACAUUUUAGCGUCAUGUCGGACUCGGAGGAGGACAGCCAGGACAAGCAGCUUAAAAUUGUAGUGAUUGGAGACGGAGCGUGUGGGAAGACAUCACUCGCCACCAGGUUUGCACAGGAGGCCUUUGGGAAGCAGUACAAACAAACCAUCGGCCUGGAUUUCUUUCUGAAGAGAAUAAGCCUUCCAGGCAAUUUGAAUGUGACCCUGCAGGUGUGGGACAUUGGAGGCCAAACAUUAGGAGGGAAAAUGCUGGAUAAAUAUGUAUACGGAGCUCAUGGCGUUCUUCUAGUGUACGAUAUCACCAACUACCAGAGCUUCGAAAAUCUGGAGGAUUGGUUCAACAUGGUCAAGAAGGCCAAUGAGGAGGCUGAUAUUCAGCCUGUUGUGUCCUUGGUAGGCAACAAAAUCGACCUUGAGCACAUGAGGACAGUGAAGGCUGACAAACACCAGCGCUUCUGCCAAGAGAACGGCCUCGUCAGUCAGUUUGUAUCGGCAAAGACGGGAGAUUCGGUUUACCUUUGUUUCCAGAGAGUGGCUGCAGAGAUUCUUGGUGUGAAACUAAACAAAGCAGAAAUAGAGCAGUCCCAGCGUGUGGUCAAGGCAGAUAUUGUGAACUACAGUCAGGACACUGUGGCCCGGACGGUCAACCCUCCUCGCAGCUCCAUGUGUGUGGUGCAGUGAUCCCCUCUAGUGCACUCACACGCAAUAUACACACAAUGCACAUUCACACACACAAAGAUGUAUAAUUGUCUUCAGCCAGUAUUCCUCUUUCAGGAUUUUUGGGAUGAGCAGAUGAAAAGUAUUCAGAGUGUGUUCCUGUGUGUGUGAGUGAGAUAAAGACCAGACUGUGCGGUUUCGAGGCCUUGGCCUGUAGUUUGGAUAUUUAGCAGAAAUCAUUUCUUGGGUGGUUCGCCAAAAAGGAAACCUCAGCGUUUUUCAAGUUUACACGCAGCUAUCAUUUUAUUUCUAAGAAUCAUCUUGAAUAUAUAUUUUAGAAAAGACUCUUUACUUGAUUUAUGCGUUAGUAUGAAGCUGAUUGUUUGAAGCAGGAAGAUGGCUAAAAUCAGUCACUCUGGUAAUUGAAAAUAUUUUUGUAUAUAAGUGUAUUUUCUUCUACCAUAAUGACAUUAGUUUCAGUGAGUCAGUAUAUUUAUAAAGAACACCAUUAACACCUGUUUGAUCUGAGUCUGUACCUACAGUACGACCACAGAGUAGAUUCAGAGCAGUUAAUGGGACGAAAACAGGGAAGACAAACCAAAAGCGCACUCAUAGGAUUUUUGGAGAUAUUCCUUAAUUAUCUGUGGUGCUCAUGAGUUGAACAGAAGGGAAGUAGAAGUUAAAAUGCUGUAGUGGAUGGAGAUGAAUCGAAACUUUCUAUUUGCCAAUUAGGGGCUUGCUGUAGCAGUGACGUGAUGUGAACUGUUGUUUCACAUAGAAAUUUUUCAAUUUUUAACCAAAAUUUACAUUUUCUGUUCUUUUUCCGUCAGGUUACAAAUCGAAAAACAUUUUACAUCAGAGUCUACAAUCCAUUGUGAUGAUUUAGCUUCAUGUUUUCACACAAUAUAACAUUCCCAGGUUCAUCCUGUCAGAGGAACAUUCAGAUGCUGUGUUGAUAAAGUGUUGACGUAGAUAGAUGAAUAUGACUCAGGAAGUACUUGAGCGUCGAGCUAAGCUGAAAUGUUUAACAUUUUAUUAGAUUACUCUACAUAGCCUUAUUCAACUGUCCGUUAUAGAACAGAGGUUUGCAUUGAAGAGUGGCUAUGAUGCAUAAAAUGCUUCAUAGAUCUUCACUUUGACCGCAUUUUAAUAACCUGUCCUUCAGCUUCUGUGUUGUUAGAAACAACUAAGAUAUCAAGCAGUUUUGUCAAAAUAGCUUUUACGUGAUAGUACAUGUUGGUGUGAUGGCAUUUAAAGUGGAGUCCAUUUAACAAAUUAGCCACUAUAUGUAUCAAGUAUGUAUGUGUACAAUAAAAGCUACUUCUGCUCCAUUUCAAAGCUCCUUUCAUUGAUUAACAAUCAUGCAGCUGCAUCUUGUAAAUUCUGCUCAUGUCGAUGAAAUGUACACUUUUAAAAGAAUUACGAAUGUACUAUUGAAAGUGACUGUUUAGUUGAUGUAAUACAGCCACAAGGAUUUGUGUUUCUAAAUAAAGAUGCUACGUGGAAAAAAACAACAA